This is a messenger RNA of Letharia columbiana, 2055 nucleotides long. RefSeq lists its product as uncharacterized. The transcript has a single exon. The record is from RefSeq and is a predicted model, not a curated record. Bases 1 to 2055 code for a protein of 684 amino acids. NCBI's taxonomy places the organism in Eukaryota, Fungi, Ascomycota, Lecanoromycetes, Lecanorales, Parmeliaceae.
AUGAUGGACGAUCCUACUGACGCUUCGAGAAAAUCCAGAAACUGCUCCCCCAGAUUGAACGAACCUCCAACCCCUCCCCCUGAUUGCUCCCCUAGCUUGAGCGAAACCCCAACCGAAGACGAUGAGGAAUUCAUAGAGCGGUGUAAACUCGAAGCCAAGCAAGUCUACGAUACCCUGACACAGAUGGGUGGGAGACCGACUCUUCCGAUCCGAUGCAACCUACACUGGAAGACCGUCCUUUUCGGUGGAGAGCAAUUCUACCAAGAUACUGAAGAAGACGAGGAGCUGUUCUACUAUGGCACUGUUAAACCACGUCGCGCUCCUCAUCCCACGGAGGCUGGCGUUAUUGUGUCGCACUGGGCAGCAGAAAAAAAGCGACUCGAUGAAGAACUACAACGGUGGCAGGAUUUUCUCGAUACUCAGCAAUGGAGACGUGAGCAUCAUCCAGAAUUUGCAAGAGAGGAGGACAUGGAACUACAGCGGUACCCGCACGAUCCACAGCUCACAGCAAGCCUGAAAAAAUUGAAGGACUGGAAAGAGUAUCAGGCCUAUUUUCAAAGGGGAAUCGACCGGUUGAAGAGAGGAAUGGAAGGGGACCGACGAGCGGUGGAGGCAAUACAGCGGAAAGAUCCUGAAGUGGAUUGGAGCACGGGACUGGGAAAAUUCCGUGGGUUGAGCCACGAAGGCUGGCUGGAUAGUAUAGAAAGACGGCGGGAAAAGCUCGCAGCGGAGGAAAAACGGUUGGAAUGGGUCAAGAAGCAGCUUCCAGCGGUUCUUUCGGAAUGCGCUGUGUCACUGAUGGAAUUGCCGGAAUCUCGUCGUCAGAUGGAGGAGAGGAGCGAGAUGGAAGCGAAACAAGUCUAUACUACUUUGGUGGAUACAGGUGGGAGACCAAGCCGUCCGGUCCGGCCUAUGCCUGACAUCCAUGAUGCCGAACGUACGGAUGAACAUAUUCACGCCCUUUGCCACUGGAAAGGUGAAUAUAGCCAGUUCGAGGAAGAAUUGAGGGAAUGGAAGAAAUUUCUGGACUAUCGGCAGAAGAAAGAAGCGGAUGGGAAAACGGAGGUGCAGCUGAAACAACAACAAUGUGCAGAGGGCCCGACCCAAGUGGACCUUUGGAGGCAAUAUCGGUCCUAUCAACAAAUGGAGGUCGAAAACACUAAGCAGUGGGUGGAAUUCUGGCAGCGGCAAGUGAAACACUUCCAGCAAGAAGAGGAUAACUGCGCACUACAAGGGUGGGCAAGUACAGCCGAGCGACACCAUUUCGAGGCUGAAGACGCCCGAUCUUAUGUCGAAGAAGCGCGAAAGCAAGUCGGACCUCCAGAGUCGCGGUUGAAAUGGGUAGAACAACAGCUUUCAGCCCUUCUCGCCGAAUGCGCCGUCUCGACAAUAGAAGUAUCUACAUCAAAUCCUCUCGAGGAUCAAGCCAUGCCACCGAAAAGAGCAUCGAAGUCAAGUCAAACCACGCUCAAGGAUCUCAGAUCCAACCGAUCUAGCAGAUCGACCCUGCGAGGUAAUCAAAAACCGGACAAAAACAAAAAGUGUGCUUCAGCAAAUUCUGUGCUUGGUCCAAUCCAUUCAUCAAAAGUAUCAAAAGCCGCCGGAAGGAAGACACCCCGCCCCCGACGACCGUCAAAGAUCCCCGCAGAGCGUGACGAUGUCCAAAACCAAGGCCUUAACAUAACCAUAUCACCACCUCCGCCUGCCAAUGUUGCUCCGCGCAGAAGCCGCCGGUUAUCUACCAACCAAAAGAGGUUCGGUGCAUUGGAAGCGGAUUUAGCUGCCGAUCUGGGGAGGAAUGCACAACCCCAACCUACCGAGGUCAUGCUGCGCAGAAGCGAUCGGAUAUCGAAACAGAAAGAGAGGAUGAGCACAUCAACUUCUAGUGCGGCGUUGAGCUCAGUCGUGAUCUUGCAAACAGCUCCGUUCCCACGGUCCAAACCUAAAGGUCGCGUUGCAGGCACUAAACCAGACAGGAAAUGGGGGAAACCGCGUGGAAUAUCGAAGACGCAAGGAAGGGAUCUUUCACAGAAGAGGACUAAGAUCCAUACUUAA